Molecule: messenger RNA, 629 nt
Organism: Calliphora vicina (urban bluebottle blowfly)
Lineage: Eukaryota; Metazoa; Arthropoda; Insecta; Diptera; Calliphoridae
Gene: strat
Product: RAB interacting factor STRAT
Exons: 2
Coding region: 111-506 (131 amino acids)
Biological process (GO): post-Golgi vesicle-mediated transport; small GTPase-mediated signal transduction
Cellular component (GO): membrane; cytosol
Molecular function (GO): guanyl-nucleotide exchange factor activity; zinc ion binding
Source: RefSeq, a predicted model, not a curated record
UAUUUAUUUUUAACAAAAAGAAGCAUUUAUUUUUAUCGUGAACAAUUUUGCACAAAUUUUAUUUAGAAUUCUCUUUAAUUUAUAAUAAGUUAAUACUCAUUAUUUUAAACAUGUCUGAAGAUUCUACUGUAACUAACGAAAUUUCUAAUAAUAAAAAUAAACAAAAUGUUAGAUGCUGCUUCUGUAAUUCACUCAUUCUGAAAGACCAGCAGGGACUCUAUGAAAAAAAUCAGUUUGAAUUGCCUUUAAUGCAUCAAAAAAAUACCAAAGAUGUUCAAACGAUUGAAACUGAAUCACUGGAUGAUUUUUGGCUGGUUGAUGACAUGUUCACAUUUGAAAAUAUUGGUUUCUCCAAUACAAUUGAACAGCGAAAAUUUUUGAUUUGUGCCGAUUGCGAUAUGGGCCCAGUGGGAUAUCAUGACUUGGUUACGAAAAAAUGUUACAUUGCCUUGAAGCGCGUGAAACAUGGCAAUGAACCUGUAAAGGCUGUGACGGCUGCCUCAUAAAAAUGCUUUUAAUUCCUCUUAACAAAUGUAUUUUGUUUGUUUUAUUUGUAUUAGCAAUUUGUAAUUUAUUUAAAUAUUUUAAAUAAUUCAUAUUAAAGACGUAAUGUAUUCGCCUAAAUCAUA